This is a messenger RNA of Dipodomys spectabilis (banner-tailed kangaroo rat), 1519 nucleotides long. It is a transcript of the gene Eif2b1, whose product is annotated as eukaryotic translation initiation factor 2B subunit alpha. The transcript is spliced from 9 exons. The record is from RefSeq and is a predicted model, not a curated record. Gene Ontology annotation, cellular component: eukaryotic translation initiation factor 2B complex. Gene Ontology annotation, biological process: translational initiation. Bases 75 to 992 code for a protein of 305 amino acids. Gene Ontology annotation, molecular function: guanyl-nucleotide exchange factor activity; translation initiation factor activity. NCBI's taxonomy places the organism in Eukaryota, Metazoa, Chordata, Mammalia, Rodentia, Heteromyidae.
GCGCGUUUGUCGGGAGCUCCCGCAGGAGAGUUGACGGCUGCCCUCGCGUCGGUUCCCGCGGCCCGGGGGUCAUCAUGGACCAGAAGGAAUUAAUUGAAUACUUUAAGUCUCAGAUGAAAGAAGACCCUGACAUGGCUUCAGCAGUGGCUGCCAUCCAGACUUUACUGGAGUUCCUGAAGAGAGAUAAAGGGGAGACAAUCCAGGGCCUGAGAGCGAAUCUCACCAGUGCCAUAGAAAUCCUGUGUGGGGUGGACUCCUCGGUGGCAGUGUCCUCUGGUGGGGAGCUCUUCCUUCGCUUCAUCAGCCUUACCUCCCUGGAGUACUCUGAUUAUUCCAAAUGUAAAAAGAUCAUGAUUGAACGGGGAGAGCUUUUUCUCAGGAGAAUAUCACUGUCGAGAAGUAAAAUUGCAGAUCUAUGCCAUACUUUCAUCAAAGAUGGAGCGAGAAUAUUGACACAUGCCUACUCCAGAGUGGUCCUGCGGGUGCUGGAAGCAGCUGUGGCUGCCAAGAAGCGAUUCAGUGUGUAUAUUACAGAGUCACAGCCCGACCUAUCUGGUAAGAAAAUGGCCAAAGCCCUCUGCCACCUCAACGUCCCUGUUACCGUGGUGCUGGAUGCCGCUGUGGGCUACAUCAUGGAGAAAGCAGAUCUAGUCAUAGUCGGUGCAGAAGGGGUCGUUGAAAACGGAGGAAUAAUUAACAAGAUUGGAACCAACCAGAUGGCUGUAUGCGCCAAAGCACAGAACAAGCCCUUUUAUGUGGUUGCGGAAAGUUUCAAGUUUGUGCGGCUCUUCCCGUUAAACCAGCAAGAUGUCCCGGAUAAGUUUAAGUACAAGGCGGCUACUCUCAAGUCUGUGCAGGAUGGACAGGACCUGAAGGAGGAGCACCCGUGGGUAGACUACACAUCCCCUUCCCUCAUCACCCUGCUCUUCACGGACCUCGGUGUGCUGACCCCCUCUGCGGUCAGUGACGAGCUCAUCAAGCUCUACCUGUAACCACCGGGGUCCCCUUCAGUGCCACAUCAAAGGGCCAGCCAGGCCAAGACAGAACUGUACUUGAAAGCUUCAUGGACUAAGAACUGAAAUCCCAAGUCCUGGAGAAUCUCUUCACUCAUCUAGGUUUAAAAGCAAACCUAAAUGUGCAUCUGGUCUUCCAGAACUUGCUCGCUUUGUUUCCAGGAGUACACAUUGUGUAAGGGCAUGGCAUUUAUUGGAGACAUGGCAUCCACCUCCCUCUGCUCCUGAGUGCUGUCUCACUGGAGAUUUUGUUCAGUGAGUGAAGCAGGGUUCUGACUACGCCACCCUCGGCACUAAGAGACACCAUGCACCUUGCUGUACUCACUGCCUUUGCCUGUGGCCAGCAGGGGCAGCACUAGGCUUGAGAACACAGGCGGCGGCGGAGCAGCCCUGUGCAGCACUUACCAAUCUUCCCCAUAUUUGUUUAAGUUCCAAACGGAUUUUUAAAAAUUUUACUUGGUGACAAAUUCAACAUCUUUUCAAAUAAAUUAUGAGUUUUGAAGCCA